Molecule: messenger RNA, 3042 nt
Organism: Oreochromis aureus
Lineage: Eukaryota; Metazoa; Chordata; Actinopteri; Cichliformes; Cichlidae
Product: cilia- and flagella-associated protein 45-like
Exons: 3
Coding region: 1395-1877 (160 amino acids)
Source: RefSeq, a predicted model, not a curated record
UAAUGUUGUUGUUGUUGUUCUUUUACUCACGCUCAGCAGGAUCUCUGUGUCAGUUUUGUUGUUUGCUAUUUGACAGAACCUACAGUCAUCAAUCCCAGAAACCUCCAGCGUCCCCAUUCCUGAGUUUUAAAGCGUCUUUUAUACAGAGCGCAGUAAACGCCGUAAUAUAAUUUCUGGGUGUGCCCAGAGACAAAGGCAGGACAAUCGGCCGAAGACAGAGCUAGUCGAGCCCAGAGUGCACCGUCAAAUUAUUUGUCUUAGAAAAAAAAAGAAAAAGAUUCUUUUCUUAAUUUUACGAGAGUUGAACAGGUUCAGUCUGAACCCCAACUCAGAGAUGUACACACAUGCGCAAUGUGUCCCUUUAAUUAAAACCUGAACCAUGAAAUAACCAACAGAAAUCUUUCAUUUUUUGAUAAUGGAGUGUUUGUUGAACUUCAUGACAAAAUAUAUAAAAAUAUAUCACAUUUUAAUCUGCAUAUAUGAGUUUUAAUUUGUAUCACAUUUGCUACAUAGGCCAUACUUUUGCAGUUUAGUCAUUAAAAAUGUGUCAUGCAAUUUAUAUCAUUUUUUGAGGGUAAAAAAAAGUCACGCUGAUGAUGUAGAAGUCUCAAAAACUCACAAAACACGUUUCAAAUACAAUACGCUUGACUUUAAAGGAGUAAGAGGAUGCCUAACGUUUGCCCUUCUGUCACCAUAAGGGUCUGGAGACUGAAAGGAAGCUCGACGAGCUGAGGAAACAGCACAGGGUCGAGUAAAGAGAGCACCUUUUUUUUUCUUCACCGAAUGCUUUAAAUAUUCUUAAAAUAACUCCAAGGAUGGGAGGACGUCAAAUUAUGUACUUUAUCUGAUCCAAAAAGGAGGUCAUUAGGAGCACUGUCACUGUGUGUGUGUGUGUUACAUUUCAGAGGAAGAGCGCAACUUUUAGAACAAAUUCAGAAACAUCUAGAGGAAAAGGAAAAUGAGAGAAAGAUGAGAGAGCAAGAGAAACAGCAAAUAAAGGAGAACCACGAGAAGGUGGAAAAGGAUGACCUCAAGGUGCACACACUUAAACGCACUAACGCAAACACAGUGCAGUGUACAGGAGUCAGUUUCAUCUCUGACCGGCUGCUUUGUUCCAGGCUAAAGAGAAGAAUAGGAUGGAGCAGCAGCGUAUGCAGGAGAUCAUGCACAUCAAUGCUGAGACCCUCCGAGCCAAGCAGCAGAGGAUGAAGGAGGAGAAGCUGGCUGACAUUAAAGCCAUGGAAUACAUCAAAAAGAAACAGGUCAGCUGGAAAAGCAACUGAACUCUGUAGAUCGGCCACAGAUGUUUGUUCUCUGCUGAUAUUUUAUUGUUUGUGCAGGCGAGGGACGCGGAACGUGAAGCAGAGCAAAAGCGGAUAAGGAAAGAGAAGGAGAUGGAAAUUGCUAAGCUGAGGGCCCAGCAAGAAAAAAAUCGAAACUAUAAGGCAGAGCAGGAUGAACUCUGUGCCCUGCGGCAUCAAGAAGAGUUACAAAAAAAAUGGAGGGAGAAAAACAGAGAGCAGGCCGCGAGGAAAGCACAGCAGGAGGCGAUGCUGGGGGCUGCUCGGCUGGAGCAAGUUCAGAGCAAACAGCACUACCAGACAGUGCAGGCCACCAGGAAGAAGGAAGAGUUUGAUCAGGUGCUGAAGGCUCAACAGGAAGCAGAGGCCAAAGAAAAGGAGCAGCAGGAGAGGCAGCGUCAGAAAGUGCUGCGGCACGCUGAGGCCGUCAGGCAGCAGGUGAAUGAGCGCAAGCAGUUUGCCAAAGCUGAGCGUAGAGAGAGGUUCAGGGAGGCUGACAAACUGCUGGAGGAAGCCCAGCAGCGACAGAUGCGCCUGAAUGAGAUAAAGGAAAAGAAACUCAAGGAGCUCAGGUAAGCAUGAGCAGGUUGCUGUAGUAAUAUUCAGGCAUGACUGUCAUAUAUCAGGUUUACUGGAUAUACUGAAUUAACCUAAUGAGCAUGUCUGUGUGCAGGGUUACAGGGCUUGGUGAAAAAUACUGUUGUGAAGUGGAGAGAAAGGCCCAGAAGACUCAUUUUGUAUAGCUCCAUAAUUGAAACAGUAGUUUCAUUUACUACUAAGUUAAAAUAUCUAAGAUUAAAGUCGUAUAUUUCACUCUCAGAGGUGUAUGAUCAUUGGUCUAUGCCCUCCAACUCUGGCUCACUGAUAGAGUUUGUAGGUUUUAUUUUUGUGUAAUAUCUGCAUUUGAGUCGUGUCCUGUUACUUCAGUUGGAGGUUUUGGGGAUGGGAGGACGUUUGCAUGAUGGGUGUACAGCCGACACAUCUGCAUCAACUGUGUGACGCUAUCGUGUCAAUAUGAACCAAGAUCUGUGAUGUUUCCAGCAACUUGAUGAAUCUAUAUUUUAUCUAUACACACAUAUCUGCCAGUGAGGAUUACCAGGAUUAUGAGAUUGUUAGUUACUAAAAUAACUAACAUUAGAAAGUCACAACACUGGCCUUAAAACUUAAUUACCUUAAUUAUUAGUUUAUUAAAGGGUUCUCCAUGAAUGAUUUUUUUUUUAUUUAAAAAACUGUUUAUUUUUUAAUAUCAUUACAAACAAGCAGACACACAUCCAAUACAGAGGCAACAGUAUCUCCACACAUUUUUCUUCUUCAUUUUUCUUCUUUACAGUGACUGUCAGUAACAGAAAACUCUCAAUAAUGUUAUUUAAAUAAAUAAUUUUAUUUUAAAAAAUACUUUUAUCUUAUGAUAAAAGUACAGUUCAUUUCCCACGUGCAUUCAUUUAAAAACGACACUGUUACAGUGCACGAGUACAAAACACUGUAGAUAAAAUCUGACCGUUAAUUUUCUAUAUUGCACUGGCCCAUGCAGAGGUCAGCCACUGCUAAUGAAUAUUAAAGUGGUAAAUAUCACUCUAAACAAGUACAAAGGCAUUUCAAAAGUGUCUUCAUUCUGCCUCAGCGAUUCUUCUGAGAUUUUUUUUGUUUGUUUCCCUGCUGUGAUCUAAAGUCCAGUCUGAGCACAACUGAUGCACUGAAAUAACUUGCAGUUCUCUAAAUAAUGAUACCGGAGUGGUGGGGA